Messenger RNA from Vidua macroura (Pin-tailed whydah), 2142 nucleotides. RefSeq names its product ferric chelate reductase 1 like (gene FRRS1L). NCBI's taxonomy places the organism in Eukaryota, Metazoa, Chordata, Aves, Passeriformes, Viduidae. Gene Ontology annotation, biological process: regulation of glutamate receptor signaling pathway. The coding region runs from base 1 to 852 and encodes 283 amino acids. The transcript has 5 exons. The record is from RefSeq and is a predicted model, not a curated record.
AUGGCGGAGCGGAGCCGAGGCGCUCGGCGGCGGCUGCUGCUGCUGCUGCUGCUCCUGGCCGGCUCCGCCGCCAGCCCGGCGGAGGAGGGCGGCGGGCGGCGGGAGGCGGGCGGCGGGGAGCACGGCGAGGAGGCGGCGCGGCACCACGACUCCUCGUACGGCACCUUCGCCAGCGAGUUCUACGACCUGCGCUACCUCUCCGAGGAGGGUUACCCUUUCCCUACUGCUCCUCCUGUGGACCCAUUUGCAAAAAUCAGAGUGGAUGACUGCGGAAAAACCAAGGGAUGCUUCAGGUAUGGUAAACCUGGAUGCAAUGCAGAGACUUGUGACUACUUUCUAAGUUACCGUAGAAUAGGAGCUGAUGUUGAAUUUGAGUUGAGUGCCGACACAGAUGGCUGGGUGGCAGUGGGAUUUUCCUCAGACAAGAAAAUGGGAGGAGAUGAUGUUAUGGCUUGUGUUCAUGAUGAUAAUGGAAGAGUCCGAAUACAUCACUUCUAUAAUGUUGGUCAGUGGGCUAAAGAAAUCCAGAGAAAUCCUGCUAGAGAUGAGGAAGGGGUUUUUGAAAACAAUCGGGUAACGUGUCGAUUCAAGCGUCCUGUCUAUGUUCCCCGAGAAGAAACCAUCGUGGAUUUGCACUUGAGUUGGUACUACCUGUUUGCUUGGGGUCCAGCAAUCCAGGGUUCUAUAACUCGUCAUGAUAUCGACUCUCCACCCGUGUCAGAGCAUGUUGUCAGUAUUUACAAGUACGAAGAUAUUUUCAUGCCUUCAGCUGCCUAUCAGACCUUUUCUUCUCCAUUCUGCUUGCUCCUCAUUGUUGCACUGACCUUCUAUUUAUUGAUGGGAACCCCAUGACCAAUGGAAAAUAGCAAGAAUUUGGCAGUGGAAGUUUCUCAGGAUGGACGGCUAUAUGGAUGGACAAUGCAUUUUUUUUUUUGGAAUUUAUAUCACAUCACCAUCCUCAUCUAGCUGCUUUUGAACAUAGUUAGCUUCUCAGAAGAGUGAAAUACUCAUCUUCCUUGAGUAGCAGAGUGGUGACAAAUCAAUUAAGAAAAUCAGUGAAUACAUAGGAGAAUAUUUUCAGUGUUGUGAUUACUUGCUUAAGGAAAAUGAGACUUUUGUAAAUUCAGUGUGUGUGUGUUUGGGAUGGGUGCCUCUAUGUGUGUUUAGGUGAAUUUAGUGAUGGACAUCUUAUCAGAUAACAAAAUUGCCUUCCAUAUUGCUACAAAAAAGCAAAUUUGGGAAAACAUUGCAAUGCUGUUUGGUACUUCUAGAGCAGAGAGCACAUCUCCAAGUACAGUUCCUAAUCUUAAGAUCUGGAAACCAACACAGCAGUAUAAAACCUGUCCUUCAGUAGUGGAUAGUUCUCCCAAUUUCUUUUUUUUUUUUUUUUUUUUUAAUAUUUAUCAAAGUGUACUUGCUAUAGUACUUUCCAAAACUAAACUUGCAUAUUCAAGCAUUAGCAUGAUUUUUUUUUUCAACAGAAAGAGGUGAUGAAUGUCUUUAUUGUAUUUCAAUAGCCUUUUUGGAAGAAAUACCUACUUCUUUAAAGAGUGAGGUAUAAAGUUAUUUAAACAAGGGGAAGGGAGAAUACAGCAAUAUAAAUUCUCCAUACAUAGGAAAACCAGGUGUAAAACAUGUAGAAUAUAAAAGUUCCCAACAAGCCAUAGGAUGUCCUCCUCAUAGAUUAAAUCAUUUUUUCUCUUUUUAUGAAAAAAAGAUUUGCUGUCAUGUAAAUAUAUUUUUAAGUAAUUGUGCAGUAGUAUGAAGUAAUCUCUUCUUCUGUGUUGUAUGUCACUAAAUCCUGUUCAUGAUAAGGGUGACUGUGGGCAGCUGGUGUUAUCUUACAAAGAAAUAUAAAUGAGAUUACUUGUAAGGAAAGACAGGGAUUAAUAAGAACAGCAGUAUCUUUCGUUCAUCAAACCACUGCUAAAAUAUAGGUAUUGUGGAAAAACGAUGGGCUAAAAAGGAAAUACAUUAGCUGUUUUUAUCACCAAUAAAUAGUACAAGAGGAAUGCUAAAUAUUACAGAGAUGAAAAGUGUCAAAAUGCAUUAUGAGCCACAGAAUAUAAUAAAAAAUUGGAGUGAAGAAUUUCUGUUCUUCACAUAAUAGGAAGUGUAUGACAUGUUUACAAAUGUGUUUAG